AUGAGCAUAGUGCACAGCAGAAUGUUAGACCCGCUGGUGAACUCAUUUGAACCGGGCCAUAUGCGUUCUCGGUCUUAUAGUGAAUUAAUGACACAAUUCCGGUCGUCGUUGGCGGUUCCAGGUUUAUCUCUGCCGUAUGUUAAAAAGAGAUCACACAGUGAUAUGCUGAAAUCCACCAGUUGUUCCGAUAAUGAGCCGCAGAUCAAACGCAGCCGGACAGCUCCAACUACUCCACCAGCAACGCUUCUGUUGAAAUCAUCUGCAAAGACUAUGAGAUCCCGCUCGUUGUCGCCUAAUAAGCGAUUGUUCCCUGAACGCAAGAAACCAGUCCAGGAAUGUAACAGAACCAAACUUCCCGGUAUUGCUUCACUCAAUAUUCCCACCAAAGUUUCUGUUCCACCCAUCACUCCCACCAUUUCUUUAGACUACUUUGACACUUACAAGCCUCAUGACGAGCACUGGAAGUAUGGGCUCUUGGAUUCAAUUCAAAAAUCCAAGAACGACUUGAGUCGAUACUCAUAUCUCAAUCACCAUGCCGCAUCCAAACCACUGUUCGAUUCCCGUUUGAGUUCCAAGAUCACCAAUCCACCCGCCAACAAUGUGUAUCAAGAACGCAAGAUCAACUUUCCCUACGAGUCCAAUUACACAUACUUGAACCAAACGUACAAGCGAGACAUAGAAAAGUAUCCCGAGUACUUGGAGCUUGCUCACUCGCUCAUCUCGCUUUCCCGCAACCAGACACUGAACCAGACACUGACAAACCAGCUGCAACUUCCUCAACAACCCCCACUUGUACCUGCAACUUCACAGCACCAGCAUAUUUACCAUGGAAGCUUUCCCUACAGCCGCCAAAAGAAUCACGAUACACACCAUUACGAAAGAGCAAACCAUCACCACCAACACCGCCCCCACUACCAUGACCACCACCAUUAUAAUGGAGCCUUGGCGUCGCUUCCAACACCCACUUCUUCAACUAUGCAACUUCCUGCUACAGGUUCAUUUUCUUCGUAUCAGCCUUCAAUUCCAUACUCAAGACAUCCUUCCGACCCAGAGAUCCGUCGUCUGCCCACAACCCCAGCACAUAGCCCACAAGCUGCCAAGUUUAUUCCAAUAACUCCACCAUCGAUGAAGUCGAAAUCGAGGUCUGAUCUUCUUAAAUCUCCACCUAAAGCAUCUCAAAUUAGAGUAUGUAUUUCGUGUGGAUCCGACCAGUCACCAUGCUGGAGACCUUCAUGGUCGAUCAGAGAGGGCCAAUUGUGUAAUUCGUGUGGUUUAAGAUACAAAAAGACAUCGGCAAGAUGUCUCAACCAAGGCUGCAAAAAAAUUCCAGCCAAGGGAGAAUGGUCACUUAUGCUUGGUAAAGGAAAGAGUGUUUUUGAAGACGGCGAGGAGGGAUACAGCUGCCUCGAUUGUGGUUCGAGAGUCGAAGUUGCAAAGUAG
Messenger RNA from Meyerozyma guilliermondii ATCC 6260, 1440 nucleotides. It is a transcript of the gene ASH1, whose product is annotated as DNA-binding transcription repressor. Gene Ontology annotation, molecular function: zinc ion binding; sequence-specific DNA binding. The transcript has a single exon. The record is from RefSeq and is a predicted model, not a curated record. Gene Ontology annotation, biological process: regulation of DNA-templated transcription. Bases 1 to 1440 code for a protein of 479 amino acids. NCBI's taxonomy places the organism in Eukaryota, Fungi, Ascomycota, Pichiomycetes, Serinales, Debaryomycetaceae.